AUGCUAACAAUAGAUGAUGAGCAUCUAGAUGAAAUUGAUGCAAUCGAUGGAAUAACUUUACGAAAACCUAAAAUAACUAGAACUGGUAUUGAGGAAUUAUUACCUCCAAAUACAACUGUUACUAACAGUGUGAAUUCAAUUGAUAAAUCGGAUAUAAAACAAAGUAAAAAGACUUCAAAAAAAAGUUCUAAACAAAAUUUAAAGUCAGAUGAAAAAUUUUAUGAUGUUUUUUCUGACCACAAUGAUACCUAUGUUGAUAAGAAAAUUGAGUCAAUAUUUAGCAACUCAAUUAGAACAAUCAUUGAAUUAACCACAAAUUACAAUCAAAUGGAUAUAACUCUUCUUGUAAUCAGUAUUUUAUCAAGAAAAGUAUCUGCGUUAUCAAAAUGUUUGAACAUUUUAAUUCUUAAAAAUCUUUACAAAAUUAUAAAUGUUUUAUUUUUUGAUUUUAAAAAUUUAAGUUUAUUAAUAAAGUUUUACAACACAGUUUUUAAUUUUGCAGUGAAAAUAAAUGAUAAAGACUACAUGAGAGAGGUAAUUAAUUCUCGUUGUCAAAUUUCAUACAUUUUGAAACAAAACUUUUUCUUAACUUAUGUUUUUUAUAUGCAUGAGCUUCUUAAUCAAAUUAUCAUUAAAGGUGAUGUUGAAAAUUUCAAUCAGCAUAGAUCUCACGGUGAAAUUUCGGAGAUUGGAAAAGAGAUUUCAUUAUAUUUAAAGCCAUUAGCUGUUUUAUUACCAUCCCCUUCACCUUCAAACAAAGAAUCUCCUUUGGCAAUUGAUUAUUUUGAUCAAAAAACAACAGAUCUAUUUAGAAAUAUCUGGUUCAAUAUGGUUGUUCAUGGUUAUUUUAUUAACGCUAAAAUUACUAAAAAUUUUGAAAGGGAAUUGAAAAUAAUUGCUUAUAACUCACCUCCUUUGGCCUGCGAGUCAUUUUAUCAAAACAAUGAAACAUCUUUGGAUUUAAAUACUGUUUUAAGAAGAGGUUCUUCUCACCAUAAUGUGAAAGAUCAAAAGGAUAAUAUUGAGGAUUUUGUUGACAUUAAUUCAUUUGAAAUGAAGACAAUAAGUUAUCCCAAAUUAAUGUUUUUAUCGGCAACUAUUUUGCUAGAAAGUUUGAGAGUUGAAAGUGGGAUUAUUCACACAAAUUUGGCAUAUCUUUCGGAUCCUUCAAUUCGAAUUAGUAGUUUGGAAAAGUUUUUGAAAGAUAUUAUUUUAACAAAUUGUGGAAGAUUAAUUAAAAAUAUUAAAUCCAAAGGUCUGGCUCGAUCAAGUUACAGUGAUUCUUUUCCAAUUUCUUUAAUUUCAAACGAAUUAAAUGAGCUUUUAAUAUUGUGUUGCAACAAAAAUUCGGAUCUUCAAGACAUUGCUUUUAAAUCUUCUGAUGUUUUGAUUAAAAAAUUUCCAACAUUCUUAUGUAAUGAAAAUACCUUGUUUACAUUGUUAAAUCUUUUGUCAUUACUUUUUGAGAGUGUCAUGAAUUUAAGUGAAAAUAGAUAUGAUCCUGCUUUUGAGUUUUAUUUAGUAUCAACAGUAAAUAAAACAAAAAUACUGAGAUCAUUGCUUUUAUCUGACAGUCUUGAUUGGAGAUACGCAACUCUUGAAAAAUUUUACAAAAAGUCAAAAGAAUGGAUAAAAAUAGUUUUGAUGAAGUCUGGCUUUGACGUAAAGUCAUUGCUUCAGUCUUAUAUUUCAGUAAAUGCAAGUGUUGAAAAUGAAAAUAUUAAAAAAGCGACAAAUACCUACAAUGCUGAAAUUCAAUUUGGUGUUUCAUUUGCGAUGGAAAUGAUCAGUGUAAUUUUGCCUUCAGAUAAAGAACAUUAUAAUAUCACUUCAUUUUCCAAAAAUUUCAGUCUUUUCGACAAGAUUGAUACCAUGUCUGGAUUUCUUUCAACGUAUAAUAUAAGUUCGAAUCUAAGAGGAUUGGGAAAUGUUUUUGGUAGCAAAAUUUCAAAAAAAGCUUCGAAUUACUCGAUUCAAACAACUUUGAUGAAGGAAGAUCUGAUUAUACUUUUGUUGGAAGAUUUGUCAAACACGAUAAUUUCAAAUAGUUUGCCUGCUUAUAAUGGAGAACUGUUAAGAUACAUUGUGGAUAUACCUUAUGAAAUAUUUAAACCAUCCAUUACGAAAUAUGCUAUUUCUCAUUGGCUGAUAUUAUCUAAAAAAUUAUCCAAAAACAAUCAGUCUUUGUUGUUAUCUCUAAUUUUGUCCAAUUUCCGAAAGACUGUGUUGAUGAAAAAAGGGAUGUAUGAUUCAAAUAUGGAAUUAGUGGGAUCUGAAUUUUCAAAAAUGGAAUAUGCACCCAGCAAUAAAAAAGAGAUCAGCCAUAAUGCUGCUGUAGUGAACAAUACUUUUAAGAAUCAUUUACUCUUGAUAAGAUUACUACAAUCUAAUUUUUACUCUGUUUUAUACCAGGGGUCUCAUGUUUUAAGAGAGUUUAAUUACACAAUUUUGGUGGCAUUAGAAAAUCUCAAAGAAGCUAGCUUGCAUCCUUUUUCUCGAAUGUUGAGGUUUGAAUUAAUUAAACUUGCCCUAGAUGUCUUUUCCUUCAACAUGAAGGUAGGGUCAAAAAAGUUUUCCUAUGAACUUUUUAAUCUUAUAUUAAAUGCAGCUUUAUCCUGGUUUAAAGUCAAAGCAUCUUGGCCUUUAGGUAACAAUUUACUUAAAAUCAAAACAGAUAUGAACUUAUUGAUUGAAGUUGGUCUAAUAAUCAAGAAUUUGGCUUUUGUGAAAUCAUUUUCAAAAAACAUGCUGAGAAUUUUAAGCACUAAAAGAGAUUUAUUGUUGUUAUUUAUGGAUAAUGAAAUUUCCAAAAUGUCUAUUUGGUUGACCCCAUUGGAUCCUCAGGAUGCUUCAGGCAUGUUGUUAGAUUCAGAUUUGACUAUUAAUGAGUCAUUGAUAAGACAGUCUUUUGCUCUCAACCCAAUCUUGGCUAUAAAUUUGAUUGAAAGAUACACUGAUAUAGGGCCACCCAGCUUGACCAGCAACAAAUAUGUUUAUUUAUUAAGAAGACUUUUACGUUCAGAGCCUAUAAAAGCUAUUAAUUAUCCAGAUGCUGUAGCUUAUAUCCUAGAUCCUAAUGGGGAUAACAGCAACGGGAGUUUAGAAUAUCUUUUGUAUUGGAAGCCGGUUUGUCCUAUUGAUGCUAUAAAUUUAUUUUUACCACCAUAUGAUGAAAAUUCGUAUGUUCUUCAAUAUACAAUGAGAGCAUUGGAAAGCCAUGAUGUUAAUUUAACUUUUUUUUACGUUCCUCAAAUUGUGCAAGCAUUGAGAUUUGAUAAAAAAGGAUAUGUUGCAAGAUUCAUUUUAGAAACUGCUCAGAUCAGUCAACUUUUUGCUCAUCAAAUUAUUUGGAAUAUGCUUGCAAAUAGUUAUAAGGAUGAAGACUCUGUGUUUCCAGAUGAUAUCAAGCCAGUGUUGGAUGAUAUUUCUAACAAAAUGGUUAAGUCGUUCAAUAAAACUGAUUUUGCUUUUUAUGAGAAGGAAUUUUCGUUUUUUAAUGAAGUAACAUCGAUUUCAGGAAAACUCAAACCUUACAUCAAGAAAUCCAAAGGUGAGAAAAAAAUUAAAAUAGACGAAGAAAUGAAGAAAAUAGUAGUCAAAUCUGGCGUUUAUCUACCAAGUAAUCCAGAUGGUGUUGUUAUUAAUAUUAAUCGUACAUCGGGUAAGCCAUUGCAAUCUCAUGCUAAAGCUCCAUUUAUGGCAACAUUCAGAAUUAAAAAAGAAGUUGAAGACUAUGAUGAAGAAGAGAAUGUCAGAAUUUCGUAUGUUGAAAAAUGGCAAAGUGCCAUCUUUAAAGUGGGUGAUGACUGUCGACAGGAUGUUUUAGCAUUACAAUUAAUUUCUGUUUUCAGAACGAUUUGGGCUGUUAAUGGCUUGGAUCUAUAUGUUUUCCCCUAUAGAGUCACUGCUACUGCUCCUGGAUGUGGUGUAAUUGAUGUUUUGCCUAACUCGAUUUCACGAGAUAUGUUGGGUAGAGAAGCAGUUAACGGGUUAUAUGAAUACUAUGUGACGAAAUUUGGACCUGAAGAUACAAUUGCAUAUCAGCAAGCCCGUAAUAAUCUUGUCAAGUCCUUGGCAGCUUACUCAAUAAUUUCCUAUUUACUUCAAUUUAAAGAUAGACACAACGGUAACAUUAUGUAUGACGAUCAAGGACAUAUAUUGCACAUUGAUUUUGGAUUUUGCUUUGAUAUUACUCCUGGUGGUGUUAGAUUUGAAGCUGCUCCAUUCAAGCUAACUCAUGAGAUGAUCCAGGUUAUGGGAGGUAGUAACCAAACUCAAGCUUUCAAGUGGUUUGAAGAGCUCUGUGUGAAGGGUUAUUUGGCAACAAGGCCUCAUAUGGAAACCAUCGUUAAAUGUGUUUUGCCAAUGCUUCAAAGUGGUUUGCCCUGUUUCAAAGGUGAAGUAACUAUUAAGAACUUAAGAUCCCGGUUUGUUCCAACCAAAAGUGAAAAGGCUGCAGCUUUGUAUAUGAGAAAAAUGAUUCGGAAAAGUAUGGAGAGUUAUUACACAAAAGGUUAUGAUGAAUUUCAAAGACUCACAAAUGGAAUUCCUUAUUAAUUUUGUACCAUCUUUUUAUAUUUUCUUUGUUUUUUUU
Molecule: messenger RNA, 4594 nt
Organism: Ascoidea rubescens DSM 1968
Lineage: Eukaryota; Fungi; Ascomycota; Saccharomycetes; Ascoideales; Ascoideaceae
Gene: STT4
Product: 1-phosphatidylinositol 4-kinase STT4
Exons: 4
Coding region: 1-4557 (1518 amino acids)
Biological process (GO): phosphatidylinositol-mediated signaling; phosphatidylinositol phosphate biosynthetic process
Cellular component (GO): cytoplasm; plasma membrane
Molecular function (GO): 1-phosphatidylinositol 4-kinase activity
Source: RefSeq, a predicted model, not a curated record